This is a messenger RNA of Arabidopsis arenosa, 1328 nucleotides long. Lineage: Eukaryota; Viridiplantae; Streptophyta; Magnoliopsida; Brassicales; Brassicaceae. The record is from the annotation of a GenBank genome assembly.
UCCAGGGUUUUAGAUCUCUAUAUCAUGUCCAGGUUUUAAAUUGACUUGUUGUUGUUUUGUUAUGCAAACAGUUUUAGUUGCUAGCUUUGAUGAACAAAGAAACGGGAGAUAAUAUAGAAGGAAAAGGGAAAGGUGAAUAUAUACGAUGGAGACCAGAGGAGAGCAAACUGUUGAUUGAACUAGCUGCCGACUGCUUCAAGCGGGGAUUGAUUGAUCCCAAUGGAAGAAUGCUCAAGGAAACUGUUGAGACAAAGAUACUUCCGGUUCUUAACAAAACAUUCAAGUGUAAGAAGACCUAUAAGCAUUACAUAAACCGAAUGAAGAUUUUGAAGAACAUAUACCGAGAUUCUGUCAAUCUUCAGCGUUUUAAUUCUAAGUUUGAAUGGAAUCCAAUCACAAAGAAGUUCACGGCUCCUGAUGAAGUGUGGAUUGCUUACUUCAAAGACUAUCCGAAUCAUAGACAUAUGUUUUACAAGACAUAUGAAGAAUAUGAGCAUAUGAAGCUAGUAUUUGGAAAGAGGAGAUUUGAGAGAUCACCUUCACAAGCAUGUAAAGUAGGAGAAAGUGAGAAACUGAAACAAGUAGAUCUUACUAGUGAUGAUAAGGUUCAUGAGUCAAUGGAAGUAGUUGUACCUGGUACUUCAAUCUACUUAGAGAACUUCGUUGGAAAUCCAGAUCAAGAAGGUAGAACUGAUGAUGAUGCAUCGGUCACAAAAAAAGACGUUUGCACAGAGCUAAGAUCAAUUGAUUCGGCCACUGAUCACAUAAUGCAAGGAAGAUCAAUGGCUGAGAAAAAAAUGAAGAAUGUUUGGGAUGCUCUCAAAGAGAUUCCUAACUUGGCGAACACAACCAGAUACCAAGCUCUUAACAUGAUUUUAAAGCUUGAUAUGAGAGACAUAUUCGUUAAUAUGUCUAUUGAAGAUCGCCUUGGUUGGAUUCAGUGCACUAUCCAAUGAAGACUUGACUUUUUUUUGUUUUUGAGUGUGGAGGUUUGUGCUGUUUUUCUAGUCUUAAGUGUUUGUCUGGAAGUUCUGUUUUGUGUGAUAUUGUUUUGUUCUGUAUUUGUAAUUGUGUUGAGUGUUUGUGAAUUUUUUUUUGUUUUUUGGUCGUGUUUGUUGGUUUGGUGUGAGUGUUUUUACCAUGAGAAGAGAGACAAAGAGAUGUUACCCGACACUUCAUUUGUUCUGGACUACGGAAUUGCCUUUACGACUUUUGUCACUCAAAGACAAAAACCUGUGCAUAUGCCAUGAAGCCACCAAAUAUCAUUCUUUUUAAUCUUGGGGCAACACAUUACAAAAUUGAACACAGAAUAAAAUAUGUUUAGAGAC